GAAACUAGAAGAAGUCAUAAACAAGAUGCAACAAGAGAUGCAGAUAAUAAACAACGUGAAAGCAGGUCAGCAGUCUGUCCGGAUUGCCCCCUCUUUGGGUGCCUCAAUGCCAACAUCUCUGAAGCAGAUUCAAUUUGCAUCUCAUUUGGAAAUACCGCAAACACCAUCUGCCAGCUAUCUGGUCGAUCAAAUGGACAUGGAUAGCCAGGUUCUGUACAGGAAGCCGGAGAUUUCCGGAAGCAUGCCCAGGCUGUCAUUGAUCAGUCCGCCUAUGGAUGGGCGGAUGGGUACUGUCCAGCACAGAUCAAACAGCCAGACCUCCCUAGUGACGCACUCUGCCAAGUCUGCAACAGUCAGCAGAGACAAGCCGUAUAAGCGCUCUGGCUACUCGCAGAGCACUUUGACCACACCGUCCUCAACCCUAUCCUACAGGAGAGAGGUGGCCUGGGAGACCCCCUCUUUCAACCCCCCGCCACCUUUCCGCCACUCUUCGCUGUCAUCUUUGUCACGGGCUCUGCCCCUACUCAGCCUCCAGGGACGUAUGCCAAAGUGAGCCCUGGUAGGACCCAUCUACGCAACACCACAGAUGUUAAGAGCAGGGAAGACAGAAGAAAGAGAGGGAGAGGCCAACAUGGAUAACCAGUUAAUGUGUCUUGCCAUACAUGAAAUGAAAUGAUCUAUUGAGAGCCUGUACGAGAAGUUCAGUUUCUCUUCAAGCAAGUGAAUAUUUAUUGCUUUUUCCACCUGUUUCAUUCUAGUGUUCCUGUUAGGGGAAUAUCUCCUGUAGUUUGUUAACUUCACAGUGAGGAACACCUGAUACACGUGUAGAGCCUUUUGUAGUGUGAUAGAUACUUUUAAAUGUUUAUGUAUAUAAUGCUAUUGAGGGGGAAAUGUCAUAAAAAAUUUUGUUUAUUGAAGGUUUCUUAAUGGAAUGGCCAAUGGUUUUGAUCCAAAUGUACCUAUUCUAUAUUUGGUCUUAUGCCUCUCUGGUGCAAAUAUAUGUCAAAGAACAAUUUAGCUGGUGUGAAUUCCUCAUUUGUAUUUAUUAAAAGAUGAAUGUGAUAUUUUAUAUAAUUCAAAAGUAAUAGGAAAUUGUGGAGUUCUAUCUCUUGCGGGAGCCGCAGGUGAGUUGGUAUUAGGAGCAUGAUGACAAGGGCAGGCUGUGGAAAUGUCCUCCUCCAGCUGAGCUCGCGUCCCUCAUGCGUACUGCUCUUAAACAAUAUUCAAGGAAAGUUCAUCAUUAAACCACUGUUUGAAGAGGUAUGACUGGGGUAAUUGGCCCUCAUUUAUCAAUCUAACGUAGAAACCAGCGCAGAUCCGAGCGCAGAAAUCAUCUUAUGACAGGGUUCACGUGUGAUUCAUGAAAUGUUCGUAUCUCGCCAAUCAGAGCGUAAGAAUGAUCGGGCAUUGAUAAAUGUGGCGGCUUAAAACAAUCGUCAUUUAAAUAUCACGCCCCUAUAUAUUCUCGGUUUAGAGGCCUCGCCCCUAGAGUUUACAACAUGGAGAAGCGUAAUACGGCCAAGAAGAGAAAUUUCUCUGACAUAGAACUAAUUGGUUCAGAUUCAAUUUCUAUUUGGCAGCCUGAAAAGUGGAAUAGAAGGAAGUCAGAAAAAUGCAGUAUGGAAGGAAAUCACUGCUGUUGUCAACAGCGUUGCCGUGGACUAUCGAACUCCAGCUGAGGUUGGAAUAUUUAAUGUAUACAUCCGUGAUAUGUAUAGCCUAUAUAUAUAUUAACCGUAAA
This is a messenger RNA of Anguilla rostrata (American eel), 1741 nucleotides long. Its product is annotated as probable E3 SUMO-protein ligase RNF212. NCBI's taxonomy places the organism in Eukaryota, Metazoa, Chordata, Actinopteri, Anguilliformes, Anguillidae. The transcript has 8 exons. The record is from RefSeq and is a predicted model, not a curated record. Bases 26 to 553 code for a protein of 175 amino acids.